UAUGGAGGCAAUUGCAGAACACGAUUUUAAUGCAACUGAAGGGGAUGAACUAAACUUUAAGAGAGGGCAAGUACUUAAGAUACUCAAUAAAGAUGAAGACCCUCAUUGGUAUAAAGCAGAAAUUGGCGGUAUAGAAGGCCUUAUUCCCUCAAAUUAUAUUCGAAUGAUGGAACAUUCUUGGUAUUUGGGUAAUAUUUCGAGGAGUGAUUCUGAGACACUCCUUCUAAAGCCAGGCAACCCUGACGGAGCCUUUCUCGUUCGACGUUCAGAAUCUUCCCCUGGAGAAUUUUCAAUUUCUGUCAGAUAUGACAAUGCAGUUCAACAUUUUAAAGUUCUGCGUGACACUAAACUCGGCCAGUACUACUUGUGGGCAAAAAAGUUCAACAGUCUGAAUGAGCUGAUUAAUUACCACAGAUCCAACAGCAUAUCCAAAACACACAACGUACUUUUGCGCUCAAUGGAUUCGGCAUUCUCCAAUAAACAUGGACUUGUACAAGCACUUUUCGAUUUCUCCCCACAAGAGGAAGGAGAACUUGGAUUUCAAAGAGGGGAUAUUAUUACAGUGACCAAAAGAGAAGAUGAAAAUUGGUGGGAAGGUACACUCAACAAUCAAAUGGGAAUAUUCCCUGCAACAUAUGUGUAA
Messenger RNA from Meloidogyne enterolobii, 643 nucleotides. The record is from the annotation of a GenBank genome assembly. NCBI's taxonomy places the organism in Eukaryota, Metazoa, Nematoda, Chromadorea, Rhabditida, Meloidogynidae.